GAUUAUAAACAAUAAAAUCCUAAUCACAUUUUCACUUUCGAUUUCCCACUUUCUAUAAAUACCGGAAACACUUUCAUUAUUUUCUUUCCUAUCUCCACGUUUUCUGCGUCACCAACUUGUUCACUUUCAGGAAAAAAAAAAAAAAAAAUCCUCUGCAAACCCUAAACUGACGAAGAAACCAAAGCUCGGAGAAGACGAUCAUGGUGGAUCCGAGCUCACCCGCUUCCGAUCGGGACCAGCCCUCUUCUUCUGACCCGAAAAGUGGUAAGAAGGAUUAUUCGACGGCGAUCUUGGAACGCAAAAAGUCGCCUAAUCGUCUAGUUGUUGACGAAGCUGUCAAUGACGAUAACUCUGUGGUUUCCCUGCACCCUAAUACGAUGGAAAAGCUUCAGUUUUUCCGCGGAGACACAGUACUAAUUAAGGGAAAGAAGCGAAAAGAUACUGUUUGCAUUGUUCUUGCUGAUGAACAAUGCGAAGAACCGAAAAUCAGAAUGAACAAAGUUGUGCGUGCUAAUCUUAGAGUACGUCUUGGAGAUGUUGUGUCUGUUCAUCAGUGCCCUGAUGUGAAGUAUGGAAAGCAGGUUCACAUCCUUCCUAUUGAUGAUACCAUUGAGGGUGUCACUGGAAACUUGUUUGAUGCAUAUUUGAAGCCAUAUUUCUUGGAAUCUUACCGGCCUGUGAGGAAGGGUGAUCUCUUUCUGGUAAGAGGUGGAAUGAGAAGCGUCGAGUUCAAAGUUAUAGAGACAGACCCCGGUGAAUACUGUGUUGUUGCCCCCGAUACCGAGCUCUUCUGCGAGGGGGAACCAAUCAAACGCGAGGAUGAGGAGAGAUUAAAUGAGGUGGGCUAUGAUGAUGUUGGUGGUGUGAGGAAGCAAAUGGCGCAGAUCCGUGAGCUUGUGGAACUUCCUCUUAGACACCCACAACUCUUCAAGGCUAUUGGCGUGAAACCCCCGAAAGGGAUUUUGCUUUAUGGGCCACCUGGGUCCGGAAAGACUUUGAUUGCAAGAGCUGUGGCGAAUGAGACUGGUGCCUUCUUCUUCUUGAUUAAUGGACCUGAAAUUAUGUCAAAGCUGGCCGGUGAGAGCGAAAGCAACUUGAGGAAAGCAUUUGAGGAAGCUGAAAAGAACGCUCCAUCAAUCAUCUUUAUUGAUGAGUUAGAUUCCAUUGCUCCAAAGAGGGAAAAGACACAUGGUGAAGUGGAGAGGCGUAUUGUAUCCCAACUCCUGACUUUAAUGGACGGCCUUAAGUCCCGUUCACAUGUCAUUGUCAUGGGAGCUACCAAUAGGCCCAAUAGCAUUGACCCUGCUCUAAGGCGAUUCGGAAGAUUUGAUCGAGAGAUUGACAUUGGUGUACCAGAUGAAGUUGGAAGACUUGAAGUCCUUAGAAUCCAUACAAAGAACAUGAAACUAUCAGACGACGUUGAUCUUGAAAGAGUCGCGAGAGAUACCCACGGUUAUGUUGGUGCAGAUCUUGCCGCACUUUGCACAGAGGCUGCUUUACAGUGUAUCCGGGAGAAAAUGGAUGUCAUUGACUUGGAGGAUGAUACAAUUGAUGCCGAGGUGUUGAAUUCCAUGGCUGUCACAAAUGAGCACUUCCAAACUGCACUGGGCUCGUCUAAUCCAUCAGCCUUGCGUGAAACUGUUGUCGAGGUGCCUAAUGUGUCAUGGGAAGAUAUUGGUGGAUUGGAAAAUGUCAAAAGAGAGCUUCAGGAGACUGUCCAAUACCCUGUGGAGCAUCCCGAGAAGUUUGAGAAAUUCGGUAUGUCACCUUCUAAAGGUGUUCUGUUUUAUGGGCCUCCUGGAUGUGGUAAAACCCUACUUGCAAAGGCAAUUGCCAAUGAAUGCCAGGCCAACUUCAUUAGUGUAAAGGGACCUGAAUUGCUAACCAUGUGGUUUGGAGAAAGUGAAGCCAAUGUCCGUGAGAUUUUUGACAAGGCUCGGCAGUCAGCUCCGUGUGUACUUUUCUUUGAUGAACUCGACUCCAUUGCAACUCAGCGUGGAAGUUCCGUGGGAGAUGCCGGUGGUGCAGCAGAUAGAGUCUUGAACCAACUUCUAACUGAGAUGGAUGGAAUGACAGCAAAGAAAACAGUUUUCAUCAUCGGGGCAACAAACAGGCCGGACAUUAUCGACCCAGCAUUGCUCAGGCCCGGACGUCUAGACCAACUGAUCUACAUCCCGCUGCCGGAUGAGGCUUCUCGUCUUCAGAUUUUUAAAGCAUGCUUGAGGAAGUCACCGAUCUCCAAGGACGUUGACCUUGCAGCUCUUGCACGGUACACCCACGGUUUCAGUGGUGCAGAUAUCACUGAAAUAUGCCAGCGUGCCUGCAAGUACGCUAUUAGAGAAAACAUUGAGAAGGAUAUCGAGAAGGAAAGAAAGAAAAGUGAGAACCCAGAAGCCAUGGAAGAGGAUGACAUCGAUGAGGUACCGGAGAUUAAGCCAGCUCACUUUGAGGAGUCUAUGAAAUUUGCCCGCCGAAGUGUCAGUGAUGCCGACAUUAGGAAGUACCAGUCAUUUGCUCAGACUUUACAGCAAUCUCGUGGAAUCGGAUCUGAGUUCCGGUUUCCUGAUCGACCUGGGAAUACAGUGGGAGGAGUUUCGGACCCGUUCUCUUCUGCCGCGGGUGCUGCAGACGAUGAUGACUUGUACGGCUGAAAUUCAAGUCUUCGGCUGAAAUUCAGGUCUUAGGCACCGCACAAAAUGUUAUGAAUCACUAAUAGCCUGCACUUCCAACGCUUGUCUUGAAACUUUUUUAGUUUCCUAUCUAUGUUUCUGGAAAUCUCUGAUGUUUCAAGAUAACGAAUAUAAGAUAUGAGUUUAACCUCUUUUUUUUUUU
Morus notabilis is the source of this 2832-nucleotide messenger RNA. RefSeq names its product cell division cycle protein 48 homolog. Gene Ontology annotation, cellular component: cytosol; VCP-NPL4-UFD1 AAA ATPase complex; nucleus. Gene Ontology annotation, biological process: autophagosome maturation; mitotic spindle disassembly; retrograde protein transport, ER to cytosol. The coding region runs from base 201 to 2651 and encodes 816 amino acids. NCBI's taxonomy places the organism in Eukaryota, Viridiplantae, Streptophyta, Magnoliopsida, Rosales, Moraceae. The transcript is spliced from 9 exons. Gene Ontology annotation, molecular function: polyubiquitin modification-dependent protein binding; ATP binding; ATP hydrolysis activity. The record is from RefSeq and is a predicted model, not a curated record.